AUGGGGGUCUUGAAACCGUUCCAACUCUUGGAAAUUAACAUCAUCUCCGCUCAAGAUUUGGAACCUAUGUCCAAGAAAAUGAAAACUUACGCGACCGUGUGGGUCCACCCUACACGGAAGCUAACCACCGCGGUUGACAUAGAAGGAGGUAACAACCCAACGUGGAACGAUAAAUUUGUUUUUCGUGUGGAUGAGGAGUUUCUCCGGCAAGAUACCUCAGCCGUACAAAUAGAAAUUCACUGUGGCCAUUGGUUUAAGGAUUCUCUUGUGGGGUCUGUUCGCGUCCUCGUCGGAAACCUUAUCCCUCCUCCGUCUAGGACACACCAUAAUCAUCAUCCUCAUAAUCUUGGCAUGCGUUUUGUUGCACUUCAGAGUGAACGUAGCGAACGUGUCAAAUUCGACGAUGAUGUACCAAAGUCUAGUGGUUCAAUAGUUGCAAAACCUUCAAAAAAGAAGAAUAAAGCACAUAAUUAUGACAAAGAAAGCUCAAUUCUUAGUAUUUCUUUGGAGCCUCCACCACAAAUGUUGGUAAAAAAGAAAGGCAAAGCAAGUUCUAUGGUAAGUGGACCUAAAGAAGAAAAACCCAAAGGUAAAAAGGGCAAAACGGGCUCAGUUUUAAGUGAUUCAAUUGUGAGUAAAGAGUCAUCACUUUAUAAUACUGGGCCUAAAGAAGAUAAGCCCAAACUCAAACUUAUAGCUUUAGAGCUUGAGAACAAAGAAAAGCCCACAAAUGAAAAAAAAGUUGAUGAAAAAUCUCUCACAAAGCCCAAAGUUGAUGAGCCCAAAGAGCCCAUAACAGUUAUAGGAAAGCCCAUUCAAAAUUAUAAUGGAUAUGAGUUUGGAGGCCCAAAAGGGGUAGGACACAAUGGAAAAUUUGUAUUUGGAGGCCCAAUUAAGGGAAAUGCUCAUCAUUGGACUGACUCAGAAAUUGGGCCUUCAGCAUCCGAGGUCGCGGCGGCCGUGGCCGAAAAAAAAUACCCGUUGGAUGAUCAAAAGAGCUCGGUGUUGGAUGGUUGGAGUUUGGACGAGAGCGUUGAGGGGCUCAGGUCCAAACUCGAGAGGUGGAGGACGGAGGUACCACCAGUGUACGACCGGGGACAUGCCUCGAGCAGCUACCAUUCGACCGGUCGUCACGGGAGGAGGCAUGCACGUGGUUCGAGUGGAUUGUUUUCUUGUUUUGGUAACAUAAUGGGAUAUGAAUGCCAAUGCAUUUGUGGUAAGCCUCAAAAGAAAUAUAACACAAGGUUCUAUAGCCCAUCAGUUGGCAGCAGAUCAUUGUUUUGA
Solanum tuberosum (potato) is the source of this 1284-nucleotide messenger RNA. RefSeq lists its product as uncharacterized. The record is from RefSeq and is a predicted model, not a curated record. The transcript is spliced from 2 exons. The coding region runs from base 1 to 1284 and encodes 427 amino acids. NCBI's taxonomy places the organism in Eukaryota, Viridiplantae, Streptophyta, Magnoliopsida, Solanales, Solanaceae. Gene Ontology annotation, biological process: defense response.